AAGGCAUCUGUAGGCGAGUACAAGAGUAUUAUUAGUAUUAUUGGUUGUAUUUGUUAAUGGUGUUAUACAUAUUGUGGCAUCAUUUCUAUUGCUAUCUUUAAAUCUGAAUUAAUUAUAAUUAAUAUUAGUUUAUAUAAACGUAUAUUCAUAAUAUCAUGCAAUGAAAGCGCAUUCAUGGAGGGGGGAAGGUAAUCCUUCAUAGCGCCACUAGGUGUCGCGAGUUCCACAGUGCGUUUUUCAAUCUGCGCUAAGCAUUGUGGGUGUUGUCGUUUUUUUAUUUUUUUUAAAAUUUCUAAUCCAAACGAAUACGUAAUAUUUUACACGCCCUUAAAAUGAUGGGUAUUUCAUUUCAGUCUUUUUACAUCACAAAAGGCAAUACUAAUGACCAAUAAAAUGUGUAUUUAAAUGCCUAAAUAAAUAAACAUAGACAUUUUGUAUUUUUUAAGCGUUUCGAGUAUUAUUAUUAUUAUUAUUAUUAUUAUUAUUAUUAUUAUUAUUAUUAUUAUUAUGUGUGGUCCGUGUCGAAACCGCGCUCUCGAAUCCUACAGCUCCUGAAUCCUGACGUCACCGAAUAGAGGCGCGGUAGUUAAAUAGCCCCGAAUUCUCAGAACAAUCAGACUGCUGGGGCUCAGAACUCGAAUGUUUAGAACGCUCCACGGCCAAUCGGCGGCGAGGGUUCCGAGUCCCCGCCUCCCCUUCCAUUCAUAAAUAUAAAUAAGAAAGCGUGAGCUCCCGCGCAGGCGCCGUGAGUCGCUUUGCUUUCUUUUUUUUAUGCUAAACUACAAAGGGGCGGAAGACAGAGGAAAACGGGAUUAAAUUCGAGAAAUAAAGUCAAAUUCUACACCCAAAAAUACAUUUAAACCCCCCCCCCCCCGGAAUAUCUGUAAAAGGACGAAGAGAAACAGAAUGGCCGAACCUGACAAGCUGAACAUCGACUCGAUCAUUCAGAGAUUGCUGGAAGUGAAAGGUUCCCGCCCUGGAAAGAACGUCCAGCUCACGGAGAGCGAGAUCCGCGGGCUCUGCCUGAAAUCCCGCGAGAUCUUCCUCAGCCAGCCAAUCCUGCUGGAGCUGGAGGCGCCACUGAAAAUUUGCGGGGAUGUUCACGGGCAGUACUAUGACCUCCUGCGUCUCUUUGAGUAUGGCGGCUUCCCCCCCGAGAGUAACUACCUGUUCCUGGGGGAUUACGUGGACCGCGGGAAGCAGUCCCUGGAAACCAUCUGCCUCCUGCUGGCCUACAAGGUGAAGUACCCCGAGAACUUCUUCCUGCUGCGCGGAAACCACGAGUGCGCCUCGAUAAACCGGAUCUAUGGCUUCUAUGAUGAGUGCAAGAGGCGGUACAACAUCAAGCUGUGGAAGACGUUCACUGACUGCUUCAACUGCCUGCCCAUCGCAGCCAUCGUCGACGAGAAGAUCUUCUGCUGUCACGGAGGUCUCUCUCCUGAUCUUCAGUCCAUGGAGCAGGUUCGCAGGGUGAUGCGCCCCACUGACGUCCCUGAUCAGGGGCUCCUGUGUGACCUCCUGUGGGCCGACCCCGAUAAGGACGUCCUGGGCUGGGGGGAGAACGACCGGGGCGUCUCCUUCACGUUCGGGGCAGACAUCGUGGCCAAAUUCCUGCACAAGCACGACAUGGACCUGAUCUGCAGAGCGCACCAGGUAGUGGAGGAUGGGUACGAGUUCUUUGCUAAGAGGCAGCUGGUCACUCUGUUCUCUGCUCCUAAUUACUGCGGGGAGUUUGAUAAUGCUGGCUCCAUGAUGAGCAUCGACGAGACCCUCAUGUGUUCAUUCCAGAUCCUCAAACCCGCAGAUAAGAAGCUCUUCUCUUACGGAGGAGGGGGGGCGAUGGGCUCGGGCAGGCCGGUGACCCCGCCCAGAAAUUCAGCAAAAUCAAAACCCAAAAAAUAACCCCCCCCCCCCCCCAAUACAACAAAACCAUCUGGCAUAGCAAGCAAUAACUUGCAAGGAGGACCGCGCAAUUGGAUAAUACUGAACGCAUCACAGAGCCCCGCCCACUAUCACCACCACCACCACCACAACCAAUCGGAGACUUUGGUAGCUGCUGUUGCCGGGUAGAACAUGUUUCAAAAUGUGUUCGUUUUUCCGUCCUCCUCUCUCCCACCAAUUGGAAGAGCUGCUAGCUGCUGUUGCCGGGUAGAAAAAAUAAAAAACCACCAAUAGCAGCGCUGGGGAUAACGUGAGCACCUCGGGAAUCAAAUACUGUAAAAAAAAAAAAAAAAAAAGUUAAAAUAAUUUAUAAUAAAUAGGAUGUAAAAAUAAUAAUUUGUAAUGCUGGAUGAUGUAAAUUUUAUGGCAGACAAGUUUUAGUGAGAAUUAUUUUUAAUAUAGUCUGAAAUCAGCCAUUAUUAUUAUUAUUAUUAUUAUUAUUAUUAUUAUUAUUUUUUAAUUGUUAAUAAUUUGACUGCAGAGAUUCAGCUUUUUUAAAAAAGGCAACCUUUCCCAAACCUCCUGAAAAAUGAAUUUAUAAAUAUCUAUUUAAAACUAACAUAUUUCCUUUUCCUGUAACCCUAGUUUUAAUGUUUAUUUUUUAAGAUUAACGAGACUAGAUUUCGUUAGUGUUUUAUUGGAAUUUUUCGUGGAUAAUGAGACCUCACCUUUUUGAGUCGUUCUUAAAUUUUUUUCCCCAAUUUUUUUACAGACUUUAUUGUAGCAACAACAUGUAUUUUCUUUUUUUGACAAAGACUUGAAGAAAACUGUUUUUAUUCCUGUUUUAAUUUUACAUUUGAUUUUUUCUUUGUGCUGAGAGAAUGUGUCUGUGUGUUACAAUCCAAAAUGACAUGGCUACUGAAUAAAAACUUUAUACAAUCUA
Messenger RNA from Acipenser ruthenus (sterlet), 2824 nucleotides. Its product is annotated as serine/threonine-protein phosphatase alpha-2 isoform-like. Lineage: Eukaryota; Metazoa; Chordata; Actinopteri; Acipenseriformes; Acipenseridae. The record is from RefSeq and is a predicted model, not a curated record. The transcript has 7 exons. Bases 907 to 1902 code for a protein of 331 amino acids. Gene Ontology annotation, cellular component: cytoplasm; nucleus. Gene Ontology annotation, molecular function: protein serine/threonine phosphatase activity.